This is a messenger RNA of Sardina pilchardus (European sardine), 5710 nucleotides long. RefSeq names its product inactive N-acetylated-alpha-linked acidic dipeptidase-like protein 2. The record is from RefSeq and is a predicted model, not a curated record. NCBI's taxonomy places the organism in Eukaryota, Metazoa, Chordata, Actinopteri, Clupeiformes, Clupeidae. The coding region runs from base 149 to 2548 and encodes 799 amino acids. The transcript is spliced from 14 exons.
GUGAGCCAGGAAGCAGCUUGUGCUAAUUUCUUUACAUGAGUUGCAGGCUUGUGUUACAGCACAGCUGAAGGGAGGCAGUGAAUUCAUGGGAACCUAUUGAAUAUCUGAUUCUCCUGCGAGUUGACUGCGGAGGAGUAGGGAUCUGACAAUGGGAGACAUUCGAGAUUUCCAGACUCAACCAGCCCAGCGAGGUGAGGACAUGGCCUACAGGAAGGUGCGUGCAGGUCACAGGGGCUCGUUGCGCUCGCGGGACAUGGAGAGUGAGGAGCUGCAGGCCGCCACUCUCGAGCUGGAGUGGGACAUGGAGAAGGAGCUGGAGGAGCCCGGCUUGGACCGCUUCCAGCUGGAGUGCGUCGAGCGACAGCCUGUGGGCAACUCCGUCGGAGGAGGAGGAGGAGGAGGAGGAGGUGGGGGGGGCGACCUGGACCUGGAGCCCAUCCAGCCCUCCACUUCUCCGCACGGGCGAUUCCAGCGCCUCCAGGAGGAGCCCAGCUACGGGUCCCGCUUCACCCGCGCAGCGUCCAAAGCACAGAGGAGGGCCGAGAACUGGAGCUGGGCAGUCAAGUACAUCUUAGCCGGGGCAGGGGUGUUCAUCCUGGGGCUGGUGAUCGGACGCUACACACACGGCACAGGGGAUCAGGCGGCAGCUGUGCCGUCAGACGUGGACGUGCUGGACAGUGUGUUGAAGGGGAUCACAGCAGAGGAUCUGCAGGCAUUAAAAAGGAAUUUUAGCUCAUGGUCAGGACAAAGUGAGUUGUUCAGAGUGUCACUUCUUCUGCGGAAGUGGAGGGACUUGGGCCUGAGGGACAUUCACCUGUCCAAUUACACUGUCCUCCUCAGCCACCCGGGCCCUUCUCCCAGCUCUAUCAUUGACAAGCAAACCAAUCAGUGUUUUCUGCCCAACGGAGAAGGGUGUGAUGCCACCGGCCCUCCUCCAGCAGUAGACCCAAGCCCUUCCUUUGCUGCCUACUCUGCCGUGGGGAGUCUAGAGGCAGGGCUUGUGGAUGUACAGUACGGCAGCAUGACGGACCUGACCCAAGCCAAGGCCUCGCUGAAUCUCACCAACAAAAUAGCAAUAAUGAAGCUUGGACAAGCACCUUUACUGUAUAAGCUCUCCCUCUUGGAAAAGAUGGGUUUCGGCGGCGUGUUGCUUUACGUGGAUCCAUGCGAUGUCCUCAGCGAGGUCGAUAUCUGGCACAAGGCCUUCGGCGUCACUCUGAAUCCUGGAGGAGAUCCCUCAACCCCAGGAUACCCGAGCAUCAAGGGAAGCUACCGUGUGGAGAGGCCAUACCUAACAUCACUGCUGGUGCAGUCGAUCUCUGCGGGUCUGGCCAAAGAGAUUAUGUCUGCACCCACUAUGGGUGAGGGACGUCCCUGUACCCCGCUGGCCAUGCAGUCUGCCUCAGCCAAAAGAAUAAUCACAUUAAAUGUCGGGACACGAGCAUCAUACAGGACAAUUCACAAUGUCAUCGGCUAUCUGAAAGGAAGGAUUAAUCCAGAUCGAUAUGUUCUGGUGGGCAGUCGUCAUGGCAGCUGGCAUGAGGGUUCUUCAGAGGACUGGAGUAGUGGUGCCGUGAUCAUGACUCAGCUCAUUUCCUCUAUGAUGUCUCAGGCCCGCCUGGGCUGGCAGCCAGACCGUACCAUCGUCUUCACCUCCUGGGGGGGGUCAGCACUUGGUAGCAUUGGAUCAUUUGAGUGGGGGGAGGAGAAUCGGGUGGUGUUGGAGAGCAGUGCUGUAGCUUACGUCAGUCUCUACAGUCCAGUCCGAGUUGGGAGGUCAUCCUGCUCCACAGCCUCGCCCUCACUAUUUCAACUGGCCUCCGACAUCCACAAGAGACACUUGAGGAGCUGCAUUCAGAAUAGCUGUUGCCCUGGUCCCAACAUCAGCUCUCUGCAGACCCCUGGGGAUGUGAGCUACUUCGCCAACCAGCUUGCCAUCCCCACUGUGCAGUUUACAUCCACCUCGAGCAGGACCUUGGAGACAAGUUUCCUCUCGGAGGCCUUCUUCCCCUCAGACCCUUCCACUGACAAGGCCUCAGAUUCUUCCUUCAAACGUCACGAGGCUGUGGCUAAGAUGACAGCAGAGGCCAUACUGCGUCUGAGCGGCGACCCGGUCCUCCCCUUCUACCCUCUGGACGUUGCCCUAGAUGUGCAAAACAAACUCAAAGAUGACCCUCUGCGGACAGCCGAGCUGCUGGCGGCCGCCGCCAUUUUGAGAGACAACUCCACCUUCCUCCAGUCCGAGAGCAUGCGGCCGGCCAACGACCCCAAGGAGCGGGACCCCUCUCACGUGCGCAUGCUGAACGACGUCCUGCAGGGUCUGGAGAAGAGCUUCCUCAUCCCCGACCCCCCAGCUGGCUUAUGCAGGAACCUUCUGUAUGGGUUGAGCACACAGUCCUCCCGUUUCUCCAUACUGAAGGAUGCCCAUGAAGUGAAAAGGCCUGUAAACCAGACUUUAUCUCUUGUUUUCAAUGCCAUAAGGUCAGCUCAGAGACUUGUCCAGAGUGGGCUCGAACUCUUUGAGAAUGACCCAGACAGUUCCCACUGACACGGAGCGUUUAGGAGAGGUUGUUGGCGGCGUAGUCCCACUCUCGGCAGGCAUAUUGGAGGCGCACCACCUGAGGAAAGACCCAAACAGCAGCAACAAACUCUAAUAUAUGAUUGUUUUGCACUGAUUAUCUUGAUAACCGAAACUAUGAAGGGCUUGGAAGAGUAGUCCUAUUUUAAGCAAUAUUAAUCUUAUUGUUUUUGACAGUGUCCAUAAAAUGCUUUUGGUUCAUUUUUCAAGGUCUGUACCAAAUGUCUUUAGGGAAAUUAGCUUAUUUGCCGUCUACCCCAAUUAGCCUAUAGCUCUUUUUUAACUAUAGUGCAAUCCACUUCCAAGCUAGGCAAACGGUGCCAGACUGAGUUCUUGCACACACGUAGGAGAGGUAUGUGUCCUCUUAUCUAACUUUGGGUUGAUGGAAAAUAAGCUAAUUUAAAAAAAAGUUGGCCUGUUCCUAAGAUUGAUAGCAAUGAAGGCAGCAAGCUUAACUGUGAGACUAAAUGGAAAAACCACAGCAACCAAAGAGGUGAAAAGAUAUACUGUAAUGUAUACUGUAGUACCGAUACAAAACCAGCAUACUGGAAAACGUACAAUUAAGAAUAAUAUUAUUUAUUAUUUUUUGAGGAAAUUUCUUAGUAUCCAAACCGUAUGCAAAAACAUUGGGGGAAUCAAAUUAAUACAGAUACAAAUUCAUGCAGUCCUAUUUAGUUGAAGUAAAUACAUAUAAUAGUUUACAUUAAUGUGAUUAACCUGUGAAUAACCUGUAAGUACAUGUUUAGUGCAAUAGUACAUCCAAUAAUGCGUCAAUGCCGAUGGUCACAUUCAGUGCUUCCUGAGGUCUGAGGCCCAUGGAGUGCCUUAUAUCCAUGCACAGAGGUGCAGGACUUUGUGUUACUGAUGAGAUAAACGAUGUGUAAUGUCACACCACAGGAAGUUAGGCUUGUGUUCAUGACCACCAGCAGACAAAAUACAUGAUAAGUAAAACACAAAUGUUCUUACUGGAAAGAAACUGCUCCUCGGUCUGUUCUGGUAUCACCUAUCAGGAUAUAUACUGGAUUUAUAUUUAGGUUGAGGAGUAGACACUUUAUCCCUAAUAUUUGGACAAAACAAAAUGCAUAAUUAUUUGUGUAUUGCAGUGCUAUAAGAUUGAGACUACCAUGUAUAUAGUUGAUUUUCAAGAGCACAGAGGCUGCAAUGCUGACAUUUACUUAAAUACUCGUGCAGCUUUGACAACAAAUGUGUGUGUUUGUGAACAAUAAGUUGGAAAACGCAACUUUGAAAUCAAAAACUGUGAGUUGCAUACGGAUAUUGCACAUGUGUCAAUAUUUCCACCUUCAUCAAGCAUCCUUUGAAGGCUUAAUCAUAGUGUACCUGUAUUGAUAACUGUAUGCAGUGAUGAAUAUUCACUAAUUGACGUUGCACUCUCAUAUGAAGGCUACAGUUGUUUUGCUUUAACUGAUAGAUGCCGUAUGCCUGCAAUUUUGGUGCACUUUAAAUUGGAAUGUUUUUUUUUAGGGAGAAUUUCAAGUGUUGUGAUUUGUAAAUGAACAUGUUAAAUUACUUGAUGCUAAAAAACUAAAAUAAAACAGGCCAAUUUUGCGACACUUGAAUCAGGGAAUCAAAUUCAACCAAGCUUUAAGUUCUUAAUGUGCCUUUCAGUUAAGAAGCAUCUGUGCAGUAAAAAUAACAUGAAAAUUGUCAGUAUCAAAACAAGGAAAACAAAUUCUAAAGCUUGUUUACUCAUAAGCUCCCUUUUCUGUAGCAUUUGACAUGAAGCAGUUUCAAUCAUAUGUGUACCAUCUACACAGCUGGACUCUGACAGAACUGUUCUCUUUGACUGUUCCUCAUUGACCAACAACAGAAAUUACUUCUGCGCUAAUUUCAACUAAAAUCACUAAUUUCCAUUGCUGAUCUGUAGUCUGCUCUAUGCCCUCUGCGGGAGCAAAGUAGUUAUGUAUGAGUAAUACACUUCAAUGAAAACGCAUGUUACUUUUGAAAUCCUUAGGAUUCUUUUUUGUCACAAUGAAAUGUGAGUAUCCCACAUCCACUGAGUAAAUCAAUUAAAUGAAUGUAUAACAAUAUGGCAAAGUGUACAUGUGGGUAAAAAUACCAUUAAUUCUUGAAUGAUUUGGAUGAUGUUGGAUAUCAAAUAUUCUAUCAGGUGUGUUUACACUUUCCAUAAAGGUUUACCAUAUUUGUAAAUGUUUUUGUAAAAUAAGCACCAUGACUGUAGAAAAUGAGUGCAGAAUAGAAGCAGUAAUGUGAAUAAAAUACGCUGUAGAUUUGCACUAAAACCAUAUCAAACACAUCAUUUUAAAUAUCAGGACAAUAUCUGCAUGUUUAAUGUCUUACAUUUACACUUACUGUAAGUAAUGCAAGUUUGUUUUUAUUGUUUUGACUAAGGUCUAAACCCAACCCUUAAUGGUUUUACCUUUAAGUUAUACAUCUCAGCUGUCUUACUCAUGUAAGUACGGCUUUUUAAAUAGAAUACAGCAGGGAAACAGGGUUGGGGAGUGUGUCAACUCUAUUUAAUGACAUUAUAUUUCAACUAUUCUCAUUAUGUGUGUUGUUCAUUAUGUUAUGAUGUUAUCAUGGUAAGAGGAUGCUUUUAUUUUUAUUUAUUUAUUUUAGAACUCCACGGUGUCUGGUAUCACCACAGGAGAGAAAAAUAAUGGGCUGGUUUGUCUCCCUCUCCCUCCCUUAUAUCAUCCCUAACUAUGAUGAGACUCUUGUUACAUUAUCCACUCACUGUUGUGAGUACUAAAAUGGCUAUUAUUCUACAGUGGCCAUACUGUAGGGUAAACUCUUUAGCACUGUGGUUGUGUGUGAAAUAAUGAUCUGUUGAGGAGAUGUGAAGUCCAGCCACAGUCACUGAGCUGUUUGGUUUUGCUAAAAAUGUGAUGUGAAGUUUCAUAUACAGUAUGAUGUCUGCAUUCAGGGUCGAAAGGAUUCAUUGUCAGGGAGGUGGAUUUCGUACAAGAGAGUAAUGAAAUUCAUAGAGAGCAAAAUGCUAGGCAUGUACAAAUGCAGCCCCUCUCUCAAUUACUUUGUCUCUGCACAAAGUACUGGUUACAUUUUGUCUUUUUGUUUCUCAUGCAUGAAUUUGUCCCAGCUGGUUUGGCUUGCUGAAUGAUUAUGUCUUCUGAAGCAAUAAACUGAUUUCUA